Oncorhynchus kisutch (coho salmon) is the source of this 4279-nucleotide messenger RNA. Its product is annotated as neurogenic differentiation factor 6-B. Lineage: Eukaryota; Metazoa; Chordata; Actinopteri; Salmoniformes; Salmonidae. The transcript is spliced from 2 exons. The record is from RefSeq and is a predicted model, not a curated record. Bases 223 to 1512 code for a protein of 429 amino acids. Gene Ontology annotation, biological process: axon development; positive regulation of transcription by RNA polymerase II; sensory organ development. Gene Ontology annotation, cellular component: nucleus. Gene Ontology annotation, molecular function: E-box binding; protein dimerization activity; DNA-binding transcription factor activity, RNA polymerase II-specific.
GAGAGAGAGAGGAGGGGGGAGAAGGAGAGAGAGGUGGAGAGAGAGAAAGACACCAGUAAAGGAAUGAUUCUGUCAUUUUGUUUGCAAGAGAAGAGAGAGGAGAGAAGAGAGGAGAGAAGAGAGGAGAGAAGGUGGCACAGAACAGAGAGAAGGGAGAUACUAGAGAACAUGCACACCGCCCGCUGACAUACAUUCAGCUGGGAGUUGUGGUCUAUAGGAAUCAUGUUGACUCUACCAUAUGAAGAACCAGAUAUGACGUAUGAGCCCCGGUUUGGAGCCAACUACCCCCGUGGGAGCUUACCGGAUCUGGAGCCAAACCCAAUACACAGCCUGAACGUCACGUCGGACCCGAAGAGAGAGGGCGAGGAAGAGCCAGACCCGAUACACAGCCUGGACAUCACGUCGGACCCGGAGAGAGAGGGCGAGGAAGAGCCAGACCCGAUACACAGCCUGGACAUCACGUCGAACCCGGAGAGAGAGGGCGAGGAAGAGCCAGAUCCGAUACACAGCCUGGACAUCACGUCGGACCCAGAGGAGGGUGACAUCUCAGAAAGAGAGGACGAGGAAGAAGAGAGAGAGGACGACAUACAGCAGGAUGAAAACUGCCACCCCAGAAAGAGAGGACCACGGAGAAAGAAGUUGACUAAAGGUAGACAGGAGAGGGUCACAGUGCGCCGUCAUGAGGCAAACGCCCGUGAGCGCAGCAGGAUGCACGGUCUGAACGACGCUUUAGAGAGCCUCCGAAAGGUGGUGCCCUGCUACUCCAAGACCCAGAAGCUCUCCAAGAUAGAGACUCUGCGCCUGGCUAAGAACUACAUCUGGGCCCUGUCAGAGACGCUGUCUGCGGGCAAGAAGCCGGACCUGCUGGGGUUCGUUCAAACUCUGUGUAAGGGCCUGUCCCAGCCCACGACCAACCUGGUGGCUGGCUGUCUGCAGCUGAAAGCCAGGUCUUUCCUCACGGACCACAACGGAGAGGUGACAUACCCCGGUAGUACGGCCCACUAUGACAACAUGUAUCCCUACCCCGGGGCAGAUCUGGGCACGGCCCCUGGACAAGCCUGCAGCACCCUGGGCAGUGCCAAGCCGUCCUACCACAGCCGGCACUACAGCUACGGUGGCCAGUACGAGCCAUACUACGACCACACGUCUCCUGAGGGAGGAAGGGAGGGACACCUAGGCGGACAGAUCAGCCCUCCUCUGAACUUUAACGGCAUAUUCUCUCUGAAACACGAUGAACCGGAGGAGUACGGGAAGAGCGGCCACUAUGGGAUGAGAUACAGUUCUGUGCCCGGUCACGGCUCCCUCAGCUCGGCAUCCACGUACCGGGACUCGCCAGAGGGCCGGUUACACUAUGAAUUACACCUUCGGUCCGCAGGGCAGACCCACAAGGCUGAGACUCAGAGCCAGCAGGCAGAGCUGCCAGGCUGGGACUCAGAGCCAGUAGGCAGAGCUACCAGGCUGGGACUCAGAGCCAGUAGGCAGAGCUACCAGGCUGGGACUCAGAGCCAGUAGGCAGAGCUACCAGGCUGGGACUCAGAGCCAGUAGGCAGAGCUACCAGGCUGGGACUCAGAGCCAGCAGGCAGAGCUACCAGGCUGGGACUCAGAGCCAGUAGGCAGAGCUACCAGGCUGGGACUCAGAGCCAGUAGGCAGAGCUACCAGGCUGGGACUCAGAGCCAGUAGGCAGAGCUACCAGGCUGGGACUCAGAGCCAGCAGGCAGAGCUACCAGGCUGGGACUCAGAGCCAGUAGGCAGAGCUACCAGGCUGGGACUCAGAGCCAGCAGGCAGAGCUACCAGGCUGGGACUCAGAGCCAGUAGGCAGAGCUACCAGGCUGGGACUCAGAGCCAGUAGGCAGAGCUACCAGGCUGGGACUCAGAGCCGACAGGCAGAGCUACCAGGCUGGGACUCAGAGCCGACAGGCAGAGCUACCAGGCUGGGACUCAGAGCCGACAGGCAGAGCUACCAGGCUGGGACUCAGAGCCAGUAGGCAGAGCUACCAGGCUGGGACUCAGAGCCAGUAGGCAGAGCUACCAGGCUGGGACUCAGAGCCAGCAGGCAGAGCUACCAGGCUGGGACUCAGAGCCAGCAGGCAGAGCUACCAGGCUGGGACUCAGAGCCGGCAGGCAGAGGCAUAAUUAAUAGAACACUUAAAAGGUUAUACUUCCCCUGUUACUAUUCAUCACACACACACACACACACACACACACACACACACACACACACACACACACACACACACACACACACACACACACACACACACACACACACACACACACACACACACACACACACACACACACACACACACACACACAGAGAGAGAGAGAGAGAGAUCACCCGUGGAAGGAGCACGGUGUGCCGAUACAAAGUGUUUAACAUGCAAUUUAUUGAUUGAUAAGUUUAUGAAUGUAUUAAUUUCUUCCCUGUGUAUUGAAUUAUCUAUGUAACUAUUUGUUUAUUCCUUGACCUUAACAUAUAGCAGUUUGUCACAGGGAAUUUGACACUGGUUUGAUUGCAAAUGUUGUGUAAAAAUAUUUUCUAUUGUGUUUUUAAAAUUGGGCCUAUAUCUAUAGCUGAUAAACAACUAGGCUACUGAAUCAUAUUAAUACAAUUAUUAUGGAAACUUGGAGACGACCAGCGGUGUAGAUUAUCAAGGUAAAAAGCAAACACCAAUUAUCAUCUCAUCAGGGAAUUAUGUUUCAUUUGACUUGUUUUCGCCGUGAGGAGACCUGCAACAAUCUUCUAUAAAGAGACGCAAUGCCAGAAAUAUCUGAACUACAGGAAGAGAUUCCAGGGAAACAUGUUCAAUAGUGAUUUAAUCCCACAUAAGAAAGGCCUCUGUAAUGCUAUAGGCCUUUCUGCUGACUGGGUGCAUGUUGGAAUAUAGGUGUUUAAAUAAGGCUCAUUAAUUAUGUCGUCGUGCCAAAGCCUCAACGCAGCAGCUUAGCUCAAUGUAAUUUUAGCUCAAAUUAACGCUUCAACUGUAUAAAAGUCAAAGGAAAAUGCAUUUGUAUUUAAAUCAGUGAAGUAAAAAAAGGUGAAUGUGAUCGCUUAAUGUAUAUGAAAAACUAUGAUCCAUUAGUUUACGAAUAGGCCUACUUCAUUUUUUUUGUCUUAAUAAUGUGUUUAGAAAUAAUGUGAAUGAAAUAAUUUUGUGAAAAUGUUUCGGUGCAGUAUUGAGUGACUGUUGUUCUGUAAAUCAUCAUCAAUAUUGAUCAUCACCUCCAUCCUCACUAUUCUUACUGAAGAACAUCAUAAUAUCAUGAGCCAGAACACAGUACAUACACUUAGAGGAAAACGGUUCUGGAUAGAAUGGUUAUAUGCUAGCUUUAUGUAUGGCACCCUUCAGGUUCUAUAUGAAACCUUAUAUGGAAGCCAAGUGUUCUAUAUGGAACCCAAGUGUUCUAUAUGGAACCAAUUUUGUUUUAGUGAAGAAGAACCCCCGGGGUUCUGAUCAAACAACCCUACAAAAGGGUUCUGUACCUAACCUUUAGGUGGGCCAUAUAUGAAGCAAGCAAUACCCUUUUUGGUUCUAUCCAGAAGGGUUAGGGUUUUAUAAGAGUUAUUUAUGGAUAUUUCUAAGCCUUACUUUGACAGAGUUGUUGAGGCCAGAUAUGCACCAGUAUGGGGACCAUGAUUAUGGGGUUUGGGCUGUGGACGGUAUUGUUAUUGUUUUUACUUUAGCCUUUAUUUAUCUAGGAAGUCCCAUUGAGGUUAGAAAGCCUCUAUAAGCAUUAUGUGGGAUUAACCUGCGGUAACCGACAAAUGCGUAGCAGCUUCAUUGAUUUUAUUUAUGUGGUGUCAGCUGUCAAAUCAACAAGCGGCUCGCAGCAUUAUAUCUAAAGACGACAUUACCAUUACAAGGGCCAACUGGCAUUAGUAAUAAUCCCAUGUAGACUUGUUCAAACACUGGAAUGUGUGAUGUAAUCUACACCUUGAUUAGGCUGAUAUAAAUCCUUAUUAUCUUGUUUCAUGAUUUUCUAUUUGAGUGUCAUUAAUUCUAUAUAGCCUAGCUACAUUUUCUCCUUCUGAAGGGUCGUGACAACCACAUGAGCAGCAAGCCGCUCACCGAUGUGACAGCUCUAAGGCAGUUACACCUCCGCAAAAACACCAGCUAUCGGUGUGUCGGCUUUUGUGGGUAAACUCUUGAUCAGACAGUGGCUAUAGACUUUGGCCUGUGUAGUCCUACACGGUAAGAGUGAUGGGUUAUGUACAGUAAUGUGUAACUGUCCCAUGAUAGAGGAUAGAUGAUCUCUCAAUUCACACACACACACA